Molecule: messenger RNA, 1922 nt
Organism: Mucor mucedo
Lineage: Eukaryota; Fungi; Mucoromycota; Mucoromycetes; Mucorales; Mucoraceae
Exons: 1
Coding region: 1-1917 (638 amino acids)
Molecular function (GO): protein binding
Source: RefSeq, a predicted model, not a curated record
AUGUCAAACUGGAGUCAUUUACCAACCGAACUUCUGAUCGAGAUUAUCAAGUUCGCUUACCAUGACAAACUUGAACUUCAACGGGGAGUAUCCCGGUUGAUGCUUGUUUGCAAGAACUGGUGUCAUAUUACUCAAACGUUAUUAUAUAAGGAAGUGUCCAUGCUGUCUAUCAAGCAACACGACACUUUUUUAACUUGCAUGAGCCGUUACAGCACCGGCAUGAAUCAAUUAGUACGUUCAUUUAAAGCGUAUUCCGAAAUCACCAAUGUCAAAUUAGAAGAGGAUCUAGGUCUCAUUUUAAACGCAUUGCCCAACCUUCGUCUUCUCUUGGCCAAACCCCAGAAGGGAUGUUUUUUUGCCAGACUCUUGCUUGAACUUUACUCGUACCCCAACAGACCAACCCAAUUAGUGAUGAUACCAGGAUUUUCUUCAGAAUUGGAACAGGAUGCAAGAUCAUACCAAUAUGCUGUAUGGGCACUCAAGAAAACGCUCGCGCACAUGGUUUUACCCGAUUGGUGCAUCAAUCCUAACCGCAUAAUCACUCCGUUACAAGAGUUUAGGAAUUUAGUCAGCCUCGGACUUCGCGUCUCUAGUCUCUCUCAAAUGUUCGAAAUAACCACAAUAAUUCCAAGAUGUCCAAACUUAACCGGUUUGCAGAUUUCACGUAAUACCGGGUAUAAUCCGUUUGAAGAGGAUCAAAUUAAGGUGAUAGAUACAACCUGUGUGCAACCAGUUUCCCAUCUUGUUGACUUGGUGAUCGACACAAGUGUGGUUACUACAAGCCAUUAUGUCAUGCGUCUCCUGAUGAAGCUAUUUCCGCAACUUGAAUUAUUGUUGAUGUAUACAGACCGGAAGACAGCCCCAAAUUAUCAAUAUGAUGCUCUAAGUUGGAAGAUCCCCACAGAGGUUUGGGUUGAAUUUCUGACCUAUGUGGACAAUAUCAACAUGUUUUAUGGCCCACGCUUAAUUAUAUCUUCCUUACAUCAAGUCUUGAGAAAGAUAUCAAUAAGCACCAAGUUCUGUAAAGAAAUCAUGGUAAAGUACGAAAAAUUUAGUCCGCAAAGUGACAAUCAAGGGUGUCCAAUUUUAGAUAUACAUCCCUUGAUCAUCCACGAUAUGGAUUAUGUCUACGACAUAUAUGAAACUAUUGUGUGGUAUACUCCAAGUGAAUACCGCAUUCAUUUACCGCAUGAAUCAUUGAUCGAGCAAGUUGGAUUUCAAUUGAAACAUUUAAGUGUGAAUUUGAGUAUGGUGUCCGAACGACGUAUCGCUCCUCCUGUCAUGGAAGGUCAUGGUAAAAAACGUUUUGGACAUUUUAUCAAUCAUAUAUUUAUGCACUGUCCAGUUCUGCGAGCAUUGGUCAUCACGGGGGCGAAUUUGGUGUUUUGUGAUGAUGGUGACAAGGAGGGGCCACGGUCUUUAAAGCUUCUUCACCUUCAAAAUUGUAAAAUUUUUCACCGCAGAGAUUUUCUGCCCGACUUAUCUCGUCGAUUACCAUUUCGAUUGGAAUUUAUGGUUAUCGACCACUGCAAUUUUAAUGUCCGGGCGAAUCAAUUGGCUCUCCAUGUGGAAAUGCCAUUCACUGUGAUGGGAUGUUUGUUUUACUCAAGAAAAAAGCAGCAGGUAAUAAAUUACUCGAAGAUGGUGAUCAAGAUUACAAAAGCAUCACAAAAACCGCUUUAUUAUCGCCUGUAUGACAAACACAAGCUGGAAAGUCUAUCAAGCCAGGAAGAAUUCGAAGGUUGCGUAAGGGAUAAUCAAACCAGUGCAAUACAGAUUACAUGCUCUAAUAUUGAAAGAUUGUUGAUUCGCGCAUUUGGUUUUCAAAUACUCAUCUUUCCCAAAGAAAAGGUUGAAUAUAUGGAUGGUCAAGACUAUAUUAAAUCCUCCUCCGUGUUGAAACAUGUUCAAACAUAAAAUCC